Pestalotiopsis fici W106-1 is the source of this 747-nucleotide messenger RNA. RefSeq lists its product as uncharacterized. The coding region runs from base 1 to 747 and encodes 248 amino acids. The record is from RefSeq and is a predicted model, not a curated record. Lineage: Eukaryota; Fungi; Ascomycota; Sordariomycetes; Amphisphaeriales; Sporocadaceae. The transcript has a single exon.
AUGCGUGGUACUACUGAAAUCAUUUUGCCUGGUGGCUGCAGCUUCAAGGUUUGGGGGCCAUCACAACCAUCAUAUCCUUACUUUCCUCUCGGCCCAGACAUUAACCAUGGGCAGCAUUGCCUAUGUAGAGACGAGUAUGGAGUCAUGGACGAUGACACCGUCUUCAUGGCCCUCUGGCUACGAAACUGGGCCGAAUGGAACGCCAUGCGCGUUCUGGCUCACGAGCUGCAAGACAACCAACACUCUAGAUGGUCAGCCUACGAUGCCUUUUGUCAACGAUAUCUUGAUUGGGCUUGGGUAGAAUGGGACUUGCCGUCUAUCGGUAGUCGCUUUUCGGCAAGCCACCGGACAGAACAGCCUAUUCAAUGGUUCUGGCAAUCUCUCGCGGGCGCCCGGGACCUUUCGCAUUGUUUGCAGCCUGACCACGCGCGGCGGUUCGUCAUAACAAUGCAGCAGCCGCCUGAUCCGUCAUGGGGAUAUGCUAAUAUCAUGCGCUCCUUCGAGAUGGACCAUGGUCAGCGAGUGGCCAGUACUCAAAAUGCGUCGAAUUCCCACACAUCCCACAGAACUUAUGGGGCUUCCAGUACUCCGAGACCUAGAAGUAGCUUCUACGCGGAUUCGGUACUGUCCCCAGAAGAAGCACAGUUUGCAGUGGCAAGUGCUGAAAUGGAAAUCGAGAAUUCAAUGGCCCGUUUUCAGCAUGGUCUCGACGCGGAAGUGCAAAGGUACAGACGACAGUAUGGAUAA